CCGCCAUUGACUUGCAGGAACAAAGCAAUUCAUAGUCAAUAAAGAAAAAGAAAGAAAAAAAAAAACGAGGAAAGAGGGAGGAAGGGAAUGGGGGGCUGAUGAAUCACGAAUACUUCGUUAUAAGCUACCAAAGAAAGAAAAGAGAUCACCAUGUAUUCUGUUUAUCCAUCCACAUGACAGGGCCACCGGAUCUUAAUUUGGUGCUUACAGAAAUGAGCUCUCCUCUGGUCAACAAAUUGAUGGCUUGUGCUAAGGCAGUUGCAGGUGGUAAUCUCAAACUAGCAGAUGUUCUUUAUGAGGAAAUGGAAGGUCUGACUGCCGAGGAAACCAGUGAAGUGACAAAAAAAGUUGUCAGCUACUUUGCUGAAGCUCUGGCUAGGCGAGUCCAUGGAGUGUAUCCUCGAAAUCCUUUUCCGUUGCUUCCCUCCUCAAUUGUGAACACCCAACGUUCUCUUCGUUAUUUUGAAUUCAUCCCUGCCACCAUCGAUUACCUUGCCGCUGCCUAUUUCAGUGGAGAGCAACCAGUCCACUUCAUUGACUUUUCCAUCAUGCUAGGCAGCCGGGAAUAUGAUUCUUUGUUAAGAAAGUUUCUGCCCAAUAGAGUAUUCCGGUUAACUAAUAUCGGGCCGAAUCCGUGUAAAGACAACAACCAUAUCCAAGAAAGGCAACGAAAACUCACUGAACUGGCACGACAGUUGAACAUCGAUUUCCAGCUCAAACAAUUUGAAGCCAAUAUUCCUGCUGAUAUAGAAGAAUGUGUACUCAAACUGGAAAGCACAAGCGAUGAUGAGAUAGUUAUAGUGAGAUGGGAAUUUGAACUCCACAAAUUGCUUGCCGUUGAGGGAGCAAUCGAGAGAGUACUUUCAAAACUGAAGGAGCUGAAACCAAAAUUUAUGUUGAUUAAUGAGCAGGAAGCCGAUCACAACAGUCCUGAUUUCUUUGACCGUUUUGCCCUGUCUUUCCAAUACUACUCUAGAGUUUUUAAUUAUUUUAAUUGCGUUUCUGGUGAGACAGAUAGAGAAGAGAUACUGGAGAGGCACUGGAGACGACAGAUUAGCAAUGUUGUUGCAUGUAAGGGCAUUGACAGGGUUGAGCGGCACCAGACAUUUGAUCAGUGGAAAGAACGAUUGCGUGGUGCAGGGUUCCGUCCAUUUCAGAACGCAUCCAGGUUGUUCAAAACUAUUUGUAAAUUUCCUAUGUUCUACCCAAUUCAUUGUCGCCCACUGUUCUUUGCUUCAUUGUGGGAACCCAUCGAUCCAACUGAGUUUAGUAGAGGGGUUGGCAUUAGUUAUCCCAUCACAAUUGAAGAUGCAAGUGUAUCUUCAGUAAUUGAGCCAGAGGAAGUGUGCUCUUCAGAUUCUGAAGAUGACAGUGCUUACGAUAAUUCUAAAACACUUGGGAUAUUCUGGAACCAAAAGAAAUGGUCUGCAGAGGAGGUACAAGAAUAUUUGGUUUCUUCUCCUACAGAGAGGGAAUCGAGAAGAAUUAACAGAUGGAUGUCCCGUCGGCUUACAGGGAAUUCUGCCGGGAGAGAUAAGAAAUUGAGCGUUUGCGACACAUCAUUGGCAAGUUUGCUUAGAAUUCCUCCAUCUAACACCCCAAUCUGGGAGGCUAAACAAUAUUACGUUGAUGACUCAGUUAUUAAUGCAUAUUUCGAGCUGCUGAGGAAGAGAUGGAUCGAGUUUCCUAAUUUGUACAUGAAGAACUACUCGUUGCCAACUUGGAUUAUGAGCUUCUUGCUUUCUGGGAAAUGGACCGAGUCGAAAGUGCUAUCUUACUUAAACAUUGAAGAGAUAGCAGGCACAUCAAAGUUGUUCAUUCCAGUGUGCUUGGAAAAUCAUUGGAUCCUCAUCUGUGUCGACAUAGAGAGUAGGGCAUUGCUAUGGUUAGAUUCAUUAAAUUCUCAUCAUGAUAAAAAGGGUGUAAUUUCAAGGUGGAUUAUAGAGCACCUAAUGCCAAAGUUGGGUUAUGAUAAUGCACAAGAAUGGCAAUUUCUGGAGCCCGUGGAUCUUCCUCGCCAAACAAACGGAGUAGAUUGUGGUAUAUUUGUGAUGAAGUAUGCUGAUUGUCUUGCACUUGGAGAUCAUUUUCCUUUCACCCCACUAGACAUUCCUCUCUUUCGACAUCACAUCUUCCUUGAUAUAUAUCGUGGGAAAAUACGUCCUCAAAUCUACUCAAAGAAUUUCAGAGCCUAAUAUUAUGCAUAGAAAACAAGUCCUUUCAGGUUUCCAAAAAAACUCAUUCCUAAAUUUAGCUGGAGUUGUUGGCCGGAAAACUGGUUACGAGUGUUUAGUUAAAAGGCAGUGCUCAGUAACAUGGAUUUAUAGUAGUGCUCCAUGAUUUGUCAAGUAUGGCUGCUGAUGAAAACUUGACUUCCUUACCGUGUUGUGCCUGAGAAAAUAUAGUAUGAGAAAUGAUUAUUGUCUUUUGUGUACUGAGACUGUGACAUAGAGGAUUAGUUUUGUAAUUAGUGGAUACUGAGGAUCGAAAAGAAAUGGUCUGCAGAGGUAAUAUUCUA
This is a messenger RNA of Populus nigra (black poplar), 2518 nucleotides long. RefSeq lists its product as uncharacterized. The transcript has 8 exons. Gene Ontology annotation, molecular function: sequence-specific DNA binding; cysteine-type peptidase activity; DNA-binding transcription factor activity. NCBI's taxonomy places the organism in Eukaryota, Viridiplantae, Streptophyta, Magnoliopsida, Malpighiales, Salicaceae. Gene Ontology annotation, biological process: response to abscisic acid; negative regulation of seed germination; jasmonic acid mediated signaling pathway. Gene Ontology annotation, cellular component: nucleus. The record is from RefSeq and is a predicted model, not a curated record. Bases 99 to 2195 code for a protein of 698 amino acids.